Molecule: messenger RNA, 546 nt
Organism: Ctenocephalides felis (cat flea)
Lineage: Eukaryota; Metazoa; Arthropoda; Insecta; Siphonaptera; Pulicidae
Exons: 5
Coding region: 1-546 (181 amino acids)
Source: RefSeq, a predicted model, not a curated record
AUGCUGAGACAGAAACGUUAUCUUGUGUAUCCGUUUGGAGGAGGACUUUUCAAGCUUAUUAUGGGUUUUGGUGUUCCAGUAGCUGUUCGCAAGGAUUGGAGUCUGGGUUUCGGUUACAAUAUGCAAUUCCAAUACGCCCUGCCCCCAAAUAUUGGGGGUCUAUUCAACCUCUACAAUCCAGUAACGUACGCGAUAGAGUAUAGGAAACGUCGUUCAGUAAAAGAACAAAGAGAUACAUCUAGAGAAUAUUUCUAUCUGUUCAUAGAGACACUAUUGGAAAUGCGCGGCAUGCAUGGAAAAUCGUGUCUCCUGAGGAUGAUAUGCGAAGAAGCCGAAGCACCAGUAGGACACGAUGGGAUAAUGGGAGAGAUUUUACAUAUAAUUUUAACACCACAGGAAAAUCCAGGUCCAGUUAAUAAAAAUCUCAUAGAAUACUCUGAAGCCCGCCACGCAGGACAUGCAAGGGCGGACUGUAGAAAUUUAUACCCAGAUUGUCCACCUGAUCAAAAUAUGCUGGAUGCAAUUUCUAGUGCUUUUCAUUAUUAG